Molecule: messenger RNA, 3618 nt
Organism: Meyerozyma guilliermondii ATCC 6260
Lineage: Eukaryota; Fungi; Ascomycota; Pichiomycetes; Serinales; Debaryomycetaceae
Product: ubiquitin-specific protease
Exons: 1
Coding region: 1-3618 (1205 amino acids)
Biological process (GO): regulation of proteasomal protein catabolic process; protein deubiquitination; proteasome-mediated ubiquitin-dependent protein catabolic process
Molecular function (GO): cysteine-type deubiquitinase activity; proteasome binding
Source: RefSeq, a predicted model, not a curated record
AUGACAUUAGAAGAAGCUCCUGGGCCUUCUGCCCCGGUCACAGCACCCCCAGAAGUCGAAAAACUGGAAUAUACAACUCCAAAGUCUUCAAACCCCUUCAGAACCCAACAAAUCUCCGAAUCGGCCACGUUUCAGUCAAAACUACCAACCCUUUUUCCUCCUCCAGAUAUUCAUUCUCCCUAUAAAACACUCAAUCGUAUCCUCGACGACCUCAAGUACACCGUGCCGUAUCAAAACGCCCAUCCUGGCUCCUCGCUCCUCAGAUCACGGCCCAUUGAAUACUCUGUAAACCUAUCUCGAAUUGCUGCCAAAAAGCCUAAAUGUGCUACUAUCACCAUCAACAACGACGUGGCGUAUGCCCCUACCAUCGAGACGGUUGGGGUCGACUCCGAAGGUAAUAUGGUCCCUCAAUCGUCGCAGGAUCAAGAGACAGUGGCUCCAUUCACACUCACCAUCAUUCGAGGAUUGGUGGUUUGUGGCACCGAUAUCCAUCAUUUCCGACUCUCCACCAUCGAUUCUGCUACCAAUCCCUUCGCAACGACUAUCGACAAACACGAGUACCAUUUGGUCAAACCUAGCGAUAUUUCUCGCACAGAAGCCAAAGUACUAGACAUUCACAGCACUACUUCUUUUAUAGACGAUGCCAUGUUCCGGUCCGCCAACGCAUCCACUCGUCAUGUUCUCAGAGCCACGAUAUUCAAAAGCGAGUUCACUAACGACGAUUUAUGGCCGCUUCUCAACGACGAGGUCAUUGCCAAGCGAUAUGAAGAAGGUGCAAAGCGUCACCCAGACCUCAAUUUGUCACCUAAUGCUGUCCCCACUUCGGUACAUUGCAUCCACACGCUUCUCAAGGUGCUCAGAGGACCAAUUCUUCUACCACCAGGAGACCCCAUCAAGACUAUUAGCUUGACCAAAACAUCUCUCGACACCCAAUUGGAUGUUGACCUCCUCACCUCUCGUUUGGGAUUCGUGACAGCUGGAGAGGAUGUUGUACCGCCAAAUUUGGCCGAUAACCUAGAAUUGAGAGAAUCUUACAUUCGUAAGAGCAUUGAGCUCAUCUACGUUGGGGCUAAUAUCAAGCAGGAGCCUAACUCUGUCAACCAACAGUAUUCGUUUAGUGACAAUUUGUCCGUGGUGUAUCGAGCCAUAAACGAAUCUGAUAGACAUGUAAACGUUACGUUUGCAUCGUCGCAUAUAUCCAAUCAACUUCCCUUCUUCACCAACCUCAGUGCUACAACAUACUUUCAAGACGAAUUGGUAAUUCGAUGCUACGAAAACACGUUGAAAUCAGACAGCAAGAAUAAGCUUCAUUACGCCGACUCACUCCGAAGUAUCAUAAACUUCAAACGUGGUCAGUCAGGUCAAAGCAAUCAAAAGCUUCAAAGCUAUUUCAAUCAUCUCACACAGAGCGGCCAAUUUAUAGGCUACGAGGACUAUUCAAAUGCAUUAAGAGUUAUUGGAAUCGACAGACCAAAUGAAAACCUCACAGAUGAUGAUAUCAUUGCUGUGUACAAAGCUCAGUAUCAAGAAGAUCCUCGAAACUACUCGUACUUUAACAAGCAUCUUAAAGUCAUUGCUAAUGCCAGAGAGAGUGCGAUUCUCCACAACUAUAUCAAGAACGAAGUGUUGCCUUUGAAUAUUGCUAUGGAUGAUUUGGGGAUUGAAGAAAUCACCGAGGACGAAGUGGUGAUCACAGCUUAUGAGUUCAAGCUUGACGAUAUUUUACAGUCGAAUGGCUUCAAUUCAACGGCAUCAGAAAUUUUAUUGCUCAACAGAUCACUUCUUUCCGUUGCAGUGAACAGGAAAAGCUAUCAGUUAAUGUCAUACUACGAGCGCAAGAUAGAUACCAGUAAACCAGGUGUCAGUGUUCAUGAUGCCUUGGUUUUGUUCAACCUUGAAGACGUAAAGUAUGGUGAUGUCGAGAUAAUAACGUCGUUUCAAAACAGGAUCGCCAAAGCAACUGACGUUGAAGACAUUCGAAAGUUGCGAGCAGCAUUGAGGGCAUUGGCUGAGUCUAGGGAUCUGGCUAUCCUACAGAGCUUUUUGCAUUCGGGAAAGGUGGAUGUACUGCUCUUGCCUGCAGAAAAUUGGCCCUCUGGACUUGAUAACAUCGGAAACACAUGUUACCUCAACUCAUUACUACAGUACUAUUUCUGCAUCAAGCCUUUGAGACAAAUGGUACUAAAUUUCCCUAACAAUGCUACUGGACUUGAAGAAGCAUCAGAAAGGAAAAUUGGGGGCCGAAAGGUAGAAUUGCUGGAAGUUCAUCGUUCACACCAGUUUGUUUAUCAUCUUCAAAAGCUAUUUUUUGAUAUGAUACAUACAAACAAACGGUGUGUUGCACCUAGUAAAGAAUUGGCUUAUCUUGCCUUUUUGCCGCUUUCACAACCAGUUGGAUUUGGAACUCACGAAAGCAAGGCUCUAGUCAAGCUUGAUGAAAGUGCAGGGUUGGCGCAAGGAGAUGAGCUGGAACCAAUCAUGAUCGACUCACGAUCUCCUUCUCCUCCAUUUUUGCCUACCCCAAAUCAUAGUGAUGAUCUGAUGUCAGGUGAUAAAGAAACCCGUACAAUUCUUCCUAUUCUUGACGAAAUCGACAGCACAAUCGAAGUUGGCCGCCAGCAAGAUGUUACCGAGUGUAUCGAGAAUGUCACUUUUCAGUUGGAAACGGCAUUGGAACCAGAAUCUUUAGAAGAAGAUGGAGAACAAUUUGAUUUGAUCAAGAAGCUUUUCUAUGGCAAGACCCAACAGACCUUGACUCCUAUGCACAAAGCAGGGGAACAAAGAAUAUCCACUGAAAGAUUCUUUAGCUUGAUUAUCAAUGUCAGUGAUCAUCCAAAAGACAUUUACGAUUCGUUGGAUAACUAUUUUAGUGAAGACAUUGUCAAUCUUGAAGAUGGACAGGUGAAGAAGUCAUUGACGGUUGCUCAACUACCUGAGGUGUUGCAGUUCCAUGUACAGAGAGUCUUGUUCGACCGAGAAAAGUUGAUGGCAUAUAAGUCUAUCGAGCACAUUCCCUUUAGCGAAAGGAUAUAUCUAGAUCGGUAUUUGGAGACGCAAGAUCUGGAAAUCUUGAAGAAACGAGACGAAGUGUUUCAAUGGCGAUCUGAGGUUCGUCAAAUCCAUGAGCUUCGUAACAAGAUACUAACACCUGAUCCCAACAGCAAACUAUGCAUUAUCGAUGCCUUGGUGACAACCAAGAAGUACCUAGAAACGAAGGUGGUGCCUAGUAGCUCAGUGGCAGUUAAUCCUACCACGAUUCUGAAUCUUCAGGUCCAUAUCGAUGAAUUGAAAGGAAAGAUUGAAGCUCUCGAUGCUAAGCUUGAAGAGCUCACUUCAAAGAUAUCGGCUCAAUUCACUGACUACACCAAGGUCGGGUACUCCAUCUUUGCCAUAUUCAUUCACCGAGGCGAGGCAAGCUAUGGCCAUUACUGGGUGUACAUUAAGGACCCUCACAAAAACAUAUUCAGAAAGUACAAUGAUGAAAUUGUAACCGAGGUUCCGUCGUCCGAAGUGUUCAACUUUGUCAAAGAAAACACUGCCACGCCAUACUACAUUGUCUAUGUAAAGGACUCUUUGGAAAAAGACUACGUGGAGCCAUUGAAGCGAAUCAUUGAAUAG